AUGGCCGCCGCCGAGCAAUACAUCCAGCUGGCAAAGACGCUGCCGGCGCAGCUCCAGCGCUUCUUCGCCCGCUGGCCGCCCGUCGCCAUCCUGCCUCACAACGCGGCGACGCCCAAGACGGGUUUCCAGGAGAUCACCCCGAACCCUUUCAAGUCGCAGAAGCACGCCGUCACGGGCAAGUGGCACGACCCCGUCUACUCCAUGCGCCGCCAGGCCGAGAUCGUCAAGCUCGCGCGCCAGCACGGCGUCGAGGAACUGCUGCCCCAUACGGUCAAGGGCACCGAGUACAGGAUUGCGCACCGCGUCGAACACGGAUUAAGGGUGAAGGGUACCGGUGUUGGGCAAAAGGUCAAGGGAAAGAUUCACGAGAGGAUGGUGCAGCCCAGAAUGGAGAAGAGGAGAGCGGCUGUGUUGGCGAUGCCGAAGCUCAUCAAGGAGUGGAAGAAGGUAAGCAUUCAUAAUCUCAUCGGAUACUUGUUGGAAAGAAGAACUGGACAAGAUUCCCCAAAUAAGCACUCUGUUCGCACUUUCCACUUGCGCUGCGUCAAUACCAUAGACGAUGUACAUAUACCAUGUAUUAUCAUGUAUAAGAAACGAACUUCAAUCAACUCCCGCCGCCUUGAACCCCAUAUUUGGGGAUUUCCCCACACUAGCUGCUGGUCACGUCUUCAAAAGCCAUCUCGGAGGUUCAUUUUCGAGUCGACACUUCAACCACAAACCACUCACGUGAUCCCCGCAGAAACAAGCUUCCCAAAAAAACUCCAAUUCGCCAGGGAAAUUUUCACUUACAAUCCCAAAAAAACGACAGCCCGCAAUCCAAGCGGCCCUGCCCGCCGCCGCCGUUCUUCUCACUUACCCUCUUGGCCCAAAAUGACUUCUUCAUCCGCGGCUCAGGGAACAGGGCACACGCACUACGCGAUCCUGGGUAUAAGUCGCAAACUCGUGCAGGAACAGUCACCUACGGCGGGGCCGCAGCAAAUCAUCAAACGGGCCUACCACCGCGCCCUCCUCCAAAACCACCCGGACAAAUACCCACAAUUCAAGAGUACUCCUCCCUCCGGUACAACCACCCGAGCAGUCUCUUCUUCUGCUACUGCCGCCACCUUUUCAAUCGACCAAAUCUCAUCAGCUUACAAGGUCCUCUCGGACCCGAAGCAGAGGGCUGAAUACGACCGCGCUCUAGACCUGGCACCAAAUAAUCAAGGUCUCCAGCGCGGCGACGGCGACGAGGAAAAAGCUUUUCAGACGGGCAUCGAGGUCGUCGAUCUUGACGACCUGGAAGUCGAGGAGCCUCCGUCAGACGAUCCCGAGGCCGAGUGCUCUUGGUACCGUAGCUGCCGGUGCGGCAACCCGCGCGGUUUCUUUUUUACGGAGGCGGACCUGGAAGAGGCGGGUGAGAACGGGGAGCUGCUCGUCGGUUGUCAAGAUUGUAGUCUUUGGAUGAAGGUACAUUUUGCUGUUGUCUCGGAUGAUUGA
Colletotrichum lupini is the source of this 1476-nucleotide messenger RNA. RefSeq lists its product as uncharacterized. Gene Ontology annotation, cellular component: mitochondrial large ribosomal subunit. The record is from RefSeq and is a predicted model, not a curated record. NCBI's taxonomy places the organism in Eukaryota, Fungi, Ascomycota, Sordariomycetes, Glomerellales, Glomerellaceae. The transcript is spliced from 4 exons. The coding region runs from base 1 to 1476 and encodes 491 amino acids. Gene Ontology annotation, molecular function: structural constituent of ribosome.